Molecule: messenger RNA, 2670 nt
Organism: Jatropha curcas
Lineage: Eukaryota; Viridiplantae; Streptophyta; Magnoliopsida; Malpighiales; Euphorbiaceae
Product: pentatricopeptide repeat-containing protein At3g26782, mitochondrial
Biological process (GO): RNA modification
Molecular function (GO): zinc ion binding; protein binding; RNA binding
Source: RefSeq, a predicted model, not a curated record
AAAGAGAGAGAAUGACCGAAAAAAAAUAUUGUGCUUGACUGGAUUUAACAGGAUUAUAUGAGAAUUAAGAAAUAUCUUAAACAGUUUGGGCAUUGUCCAUGCCCAUUCGUCCAGCCAAGGUGUAAACAUCAUGGAAGUGCCUUUGGUCACUGCCAAAUCUUCUUCCCUCCUCCCUUCCACAAUCCAAAAACUCCAAGCACCCACCUUUCUUCCUCUUUAUCCUCCACCUCCUGCUUCCACAUACAGAUUAAUUUCACGUCCACAUGAAAACAAACACCUGCAGAACUCGUCUCCACCUCCAAAUAAUUCCCUAUCCCUUGACCAGACAAAGCAAAUCCAUGCCCACCUGAUUAAAACCGACUUCAAUCCCACUUACAAAUUUUCCCUCCAUCCUUUUAAAGCCCAAUUAAGCCCUCAAGCUCUCUGCAAUCUACUUAUAACUUCCUAUAUUAAAAACAACGAACCCAGGAAGGCAAUAUACAUAUAUGCUUAUUUACGGAAUGUAGACUAUGAAGUGGACAAUUUUACUGUUCCAUCAAUUCUUAAAGCUUGCUGCCAAACCUCAAUGACCCAUUUGGGGAAAGAAAUUCAUGGUUUUGCUAUUAAAAAUGGAAUCUUUGGUGAUGUCUUUGUGUGUAAUGCUUUAAUGCAAAUGUACACUGAAUGUGGGUGUUUAGCUUCUGCACGGUUACUGUUUGAUACAAUGCCUGAGAGAGACGCUGUUUCCUGGAGUACAAUGAUUAGAAGCUAUAGUCGGAAUAGAUUGUUUCAUGAGGGGUUAAAAACUAUAAAAGAUAUGCUUUUUUGGAAUGUUAAGCCUAGUGCAGUUGCUAUGGUUAGCAUGGUUAAUCUGUUUGCGGACCUUGAGAAUAUUAAGCUGGGGAAAGAAAUGCAUGCUUAUGUUAUAAGGAAUAGCACUGAUGAGAAAGUGAGUUUGUCCUUAGUUACUUCUUUGAUUGACAUGUAUGCCAAGUCCGGAAAUUUAACAUCUGCAAGAAUCCUUUUUGAUGGGUUCCGUAAAAAAAGCAUUGUUUCAUGGACUGCUUUGGUUUCAGGCUAUAUUAGGUCCAAUAAUUUGGAAGAGGGUGAAAGGCUUUUUAUUGAAAUGACUAAAGAAAAUAUUGUUCCCAAUGAGAUCACAAUGUUAAGUAUGAUUAUUGCUUGUGGGUUCGUAGCGGCUUUAAAAUUGGGCAAGAAACUACAUGCCUACAUUUUGAGAAAUGGGUAUAAAAUGAAAUUUGCUCUAGCUACUGCUUUGGUUGACAUGUAUGGAAAAUGUGGUGAUUUAAGAAGUGCAAGGGAUUUGUUUGAUAGCUUGGAGCAUAAAGAUGUUAUGACUUGGACUGCUAUGAUUACGGCAUAUGGACAAACUGGGUUUAUUGAUGAUGCUUUUGAUCUCUUUGUACAGAUGAGGGAUCACAAGGUGAUGCCAAACGAAGUGACAAUGGUCAGCCUUCUUUCUCUAUGUGCAGAAGCUGGAGCCCUUGACAUGGGCAAGUGGAUUCAUGGUUACAUUGACAAACAAGGUGUUGAAAUAGAUGUAAUACUGAAAACUGCUCUGGUAGACAUGUAUGCUAAGUGUGGAGAUAUAAAUGGAGCUCAGAGGCUGUUCAGUGAAGCAAAGUUUCGAGACAUCUGCAUGUGGAAUGCUAUGAUGGCCGGAUAUGGAAUGCAUGGCUGUGGUAAUGAAGCCUUGAAACUCUUUGCACAAAUGGAGAGACUAGAUGUAGAACCAAAUGAUAUUACAUUUAUUGGAGCCUUGCAUGCUUGCAGUCAUGCCGGAUUAGUAGCAGAAGGAAAAAGACUGUUCGAGAGAAUGGUCGAUGACUUUGGUUUGAAUCCAAAGGUUGAGCAUUAUGGAUGUAUGGUGGAUCUUCUUGGUCGUGCAGGACAACUUGAUGAAGCGUAUGAAAUGAUUCAAAGGAUGCCAAUGACGCCUAAUAUUACCAUAUGGGGUGCUCUGCUUGCCGCCUGCAAGCUUCAUAAAAAUCCUAACUUGGGGGAAUUAGCAGUAAGAGAGCUUCUUGCGUUGGAACCCCAAAAUUGUGGCUAUAAAGUUCUCAUGUCAAAUAUAUAUGCUGCAGCAAACAGAUGGAAUGAUGUUGCAGGAGUGAGAAAAGCAAUGAAGGACACUGGAAUUAAGAAAGAACCUGGUGUCAGCUCAAUUGAAAUUAAUGGAUCAGUUCAUGAUUUCACAAUGGGAGACAUGUCACACCCUCAAAUUGAGAAAAUUAGUGAAAUGCUAGUUGAAAUGUGCAAGAAAAUAAAAGAGGCAGGAUACCUGCCAGACACAUCUGUGGUGCUACAGAAUAUUGAUGAGGAAGAGAAAGAAACUGCAGUUAACUACCACAGUGAGAAGUUGGCCAUGGCUUUUGGACUCAUUAGUACAGCUCCAGGCAUUCCAAUUCGAGUUGUGAAGAAUCUUCGAAUUUGUGAUGAUUGCCAUACAGCAACUAAGCUACUGUCAAAGGUUUAUGGGAGGAUAAUUGUAGUGAGGGACCGUAAUAGAUUUCACCAUUUUAGUGGAGGAUUGUGUUCUUGCGGCGAUUAUUGGUAGCCAUAUAAGAAGUAUACAGCAAAAUGUAUCAUUAAUUGAUUUUUUAUGUAUAUAGAUUGUAAUUACAGUGAAGAUAUUGCUCGUGUUAAAUCUAUUAUAUGUAGUUCUUCUAA